CUCUGGGGUAGGAUUUCUAUGGAGGAGAAUAGCCUGCUCUAUGAUAAGAUUUCCAGGGGAUUAUUCUCUCUCUCUCUCUCUCUCUCUCUCUCGUAUCAAUAUCUGGAUUUUUUUCUUCGAAGUAAUUGUAAUUCAAGUGACAAGAUCGUGCUGUUGCAUUCAAAUGCUCUUCCCCCCUCUCUAUCUCUUUCUCUCUUUCUCUCUCUCUCUCUCCAAUUAAUUCAUUUACAUUUACAGACAGCAUUUUUCUAUGGUAGAAUUUUUUGUACAAGGUCAAGGUAUACGCAUAGUGCAUAAAUUAUACCUUUCGUACACAAUUGUUACUUUAGCUCUAUACAGUUUAUACGAGAUAAUUUUCAUAUCUAAUAUAUGCUUGACCUAACAUAAUUAAAACGACGCAACGUUGCCAUAUAUGGCAAUCGUUCUGAAGACGGAUUUCACUAACCGCAUAUAAAAAGGACAGAGCGUCAGGCUUGCGUUCAUUUACGCCGAUUAGAACAUCUGUUGAUUUGUUCAAGUUAAACUUUGGAGAAAAAAAUGGAUGACGAUGAUGUUGCAGCUUUAGUUAUUGAUAAUGGAUCCGGAAUGUGCAAGGCCGGAUUCGCCGGAGAUGAUGCCCCCAGGGCCGUGUUUCCCUCCAUUGUUGGUCGACCCAGACAUCAGGGUGUAAUGGUUGGUAUGGGACAGAAAGACAGCUAUGUAGGAGACGAGGCCCAGAGCAAGAGAGGUAUCCUCACCCUCAAGUACCCCAUUGAACACGGUAUCGUCACCAACUGGGACGACAUGGAGAAGAUCUGGCAUCACACCUUCUACAAUGAACUCCGUGUGGCCCCAGAGGAACACCCCGUCCUCCUGACCGAGGCCCCACUUAACCCCAAGGCCAACAGAGAAAAGAUGACACAGAUUAUGUUCGAAACCUUCAACUCUCCCGCCAUGUACGUCGCUAUCCAGGCCGUACUUUCCCUGUACGCUUCCGGUCGUACAACUGGUAUUGUACUGGAUUCCGGAGACGGAGUAUCUCACACAGUACCCAUCUAUGAAGGUUACGCCCUUCCCCACGCCAUCAUGCGAUUGGAUCUCGCUGGACGUGAUCUGACCGAUUACCUCAUGAAAAUCCUAACAGAACGUGGUUACUCCUUCACAACCACAGCUGAAAGAGAAAUCGUCAGAGACAUUAAAGAGAAAUUAUGCUAUGUUGCUCUGGACUUUGAAAAUGAAAUGCAAACUGCUGCAUCCUCAUCGUCCUUGGAGAAGAGUUACGAACUUCCGGACGGUCAGGUUAUUACCAUUGGAAACGAGCGAUUCAGGUGCCCAGAGGCCAUGUUUCAACCAUCUUUCCUUGGAAUGGAAUCUUCUGGUAUCCAUGAAACCACAUACAACAGUAUCAUGAAGUGUGAUGUUGAUAUCCGUAAAGACUUGUACGCAAACACAGUAUUAUCUGGUGGUUCAACCAUGUACCCUGGUAUUGCUGACCGUAUGCAGAAAGAAAUCACAGCUUUAGCUCCUAGCACAAUGAAAAUUAAGAUCAUUGCCCCACCAGAGAGGAAAUACUCCGUCUGGAUCGGUGGUUCCAUCCUUGCUUCUCUCUCCACCUUCCAACAGAUGUGGAUCAGCAAACAGGAAUACGAUGAAUCGGGUCCAUCCAUUGUCCACAGGAAGUGCUUUUAAUGAGAACUAAUAUUAAUGUUUAGCAGCUUAAAUCAAAUUAAAAUUAGCACAUUUA
Molecule: messenger RNA, 1723 nt
Organism: Ostrea edulis (European flat oyster)
Lineage: Eukaryota; Metazoa; Mollusca; Bivalvia; Ostreida; Ostreidae
Product: actin, cytoplasmic-like
Exons: 2
Coding region: 538-1668 (376 amino acids)
Source: RefSeq, a predicted model, not a curated record